Messenger RNA from Nematocida parisii ERTm1, 778 nucleotides. RefSeq names its product proteasome subunit beta. Bases 1 to 648 code for a protein of 215 amino acids. The transcript has a single exon. The record is from RefSeq and is a predicted model, not a curated record. NCBI's taxonomy places the organism in Eukaryota, Fungi, Microsporidia. Gene Ontology annotation, cellular component: proteasome core complex. Gene Ontology annotation, molecular function: threonine-type endopeptidase activity.
AUGUUUAGUGGUAAAGACAAGCUGUUCGCUUUGGAUAAAGGCACAACCACGGCGUCAUUCAUUACAAAAGAUGGGAUUGUUGUGGCAGUAGAUUCCAGGGCCACUUCUGGGUCGUAUAUCGCAUCACAGACUGUUAAUAAAGUCAUACAAGUGAAUAAGUACUUGCUUGGUACCAUGGCAGGUGGUGCUGCUGACUGCUUCUACUGGGAGAGAGCCAUGGGAAAUUAUGCCAUGCAGCAUGAAUUAAAGUACGGAGAAAGAAUCCCAGUGGCAGGUGCAGCUAAAUACCUUUCUGCUACGCUUAAUGCGUAUAAGGGCCGUGGUUUAUCCAUAGGGAGCAUGGUAUGCGGGUGGGGUUCAUCUGGUCCGGCCAUUUACUAUGUGGAUGAUUCAGGUAACUGUGUAAAUGGCAAGUUAUUCUCUGUUGGGUCUGGGUCACUGUUCGCUUACGGUAUCUUAAACACAGGCUAUAAAUACGAGAUGGACAAAGAAGAUGCAAUUGAAUUAGCAAGACGGGCGAUAUUUCAUGCUGGUCACAGUGAUGCGUAUUCUGGUGGUACUGUGAAUAUUUACUUUAUUGAUGAGACUGGGUGGAGUAAGGUUGACUCACAGGAUGUGUCCUGUUUAUAUGAUAAGUAUAUGGAAUAACCCGAAUUAACCCUAAAUUAUUCUUAGUGUAAUUAUAGUAUUAAGAGUAAUUUACGGACACUUCAAUUAUUACAGAAAUUAAAAAUAUAAAACCCCUUCAUUUUUAUCUUUACUAAAUUAAAACUGGACA